ACUUGAGGUCAGCUGAGACGACUCGGCUACAAAAAUCUCGACAAACUACGUGGUUUCUAAAUAGACGUCAUGUAGUUGUUUUGACACCAACAAUCCUUCGAAGUGUUAUCAUAAGUUUGAUCUGAUACAGUGUAACCAUGAGGAUUUAAAAAAGAAGACAGGCAAUGCCCUGUAAAAACGAUGCUCGAGUAGAACCUCGGCUCGCAGGUAUGGCCCUUUCCCUUAACGAACCAAGAUGUUCCUCUGCAGUCAUCCAUUCAUGGACUGUACUCCGCCUGGGUACAGUUGAAGAAUCGGAAUAAGGCAGGACAUCAGUAUCACGUCAACGGCAGCUACGAUAACAUUUCAUCAUGAUUCAUUUAUCAUUUCUGGGAGCUUGCAGUAACUCCGGAAGGCAUCAGGGAUGUCUGACUCAAUUAAAGAUUUUCUAUGGUGGUGGUGAUUAUAUUGAACCAAUGGACUCCAUUUGUUUGUAGACCUAAAGGUCAGAUAUUAACUGAAGGCCAAGAACGAACUUGCUUUGCUCUCAUGAGGUACCUGGAGCAUCAGGUACACAUGGAGACCUUGCAUCUGCCAUCGGUCCAGAUAUGGUUGGGGAAUGAGCUGGAGAGUAGGGGUAUUGACUCCAUGAUCUACUCGCGUCAUAUAAUCCAGCUACUGCAGCAAGAUGACGAAGAAGAGAUUGACUGUCCUGAUUACUUUGAUUUCAACAAGUAUAAACCUAGGGUGAACAAGAAAGGCAAAGUCAAGAAACCAGAGAAAGUGAACCAAGUUAAUUUGGAAAAAACAGAAGACAGGAAAAAGAGUGCUGCCAUUGAAUGUCUUCAGGCAGCUGUAUCAGAAGAGGAUACUGGUAUUGAGAUUUUGGUUGAAGAGCUAUGCACAAAACUGAAAGAAGUUUGUAAACCAGCACAUUUGGAAGACCCUGAAAUUUUGCAGCUUUCUGACAGUUCCACCAGUACUGAUGAAACUGACACAUCAAACAGCAGCCCAGAAUUUUCUGGAGAUCCAGCUGAAAGGUACUAUGCAGCUUUUCCAGCAUUACAUGCACAGGAAAAAUCAGAAUGUGGUGAAUUUUCAUCACUCUACUAUCAAGACAGUGUUGAUGUAUGGAAGAAAAAUCCAAUCACAAUGUCCAGUUGUGAAGGCUUCAUCGGCAAUUUUGACUCUGGAAAUGAAUCGGAGAAAGAUAGCAAACACAGAGCUGGUAAAGACAAAGGAAGCAAAAUAAGAAGUGAAAACAAGUCCAACAAAAGUAGUAGGAAAAAGAAAUUGACUCGUAAUCAGGGAAGAACCACUGGGAAAAAUAAUGAAGUUAUAGGAAAAUUUUGUCGCUUUGCAAGUUGGCCUCAGGAUUGGAAUUAUGCUUCAGAUUCAGCUGUGGACUAUCAUAAAGAAUGUACCAUAGACAGAGAGAGAGAGCUGUGCAGCCAAGUUGAAAACCUUCUGAAAGAAAUUCUUCUUCCACAUGCAAAAUACGAUACACAUCAUCUCUUUGGUAAAGCAAAUAAACCUUGUUAUAGAACAGCACCAGCAUCACUGUCGGAUGAUCGGUUCAGUCCAGAACUGCAGGAAAAAGAUUUCUGGUAUACGCAGCCAUUCGAUGACUUGUUUGAAGCUGAGGAAUCAUCUACCCCAUUUCAUCAAAGACUGUAUAAACGGCACAGUUAUCCGUCAUUUGAAUGCUUUGAUCAGACAGAUGACCAAGACAUUCUCUGCAAUACGUCCAGGCUACCCAAGAAAUGUGAAGUGAAAGAUGAUGCUGACCAACAUUUGGAUGAUGGGAAUGGGAUUGCCGUCGAAGUCACAACUGAUUUGCAAACAACGGUUAUGAAAGACGAUGAAACCCUUGGCGUGCAGUUAUUAAGCCUAGAAGAAACUAGUGAUGGGAAGCUAGAUUCCACAGAUGGAGAUGUGUUUGGCCUGCAGGAUUUGAAUCUAGAUACUACAGUGAGCCAGCAUGAUGCAAGUCUUGAUAAUGAUGACAGUUUUGGUCUUCAAUCUUUGAUGAUGGAGAAAGAAGAAUAUUUUGAAAAUCUGUUGGAAGAAAAUUUACCAGAAAAGGACAUCCUUGUCAUGCCGAUUCAAGAACUUGUCCCAGAUACCCUCUCAAACCCAAAUCAUUCAUAUUUCCUAUCAUCAUCACCUUGGACAGCAACUGAAAAUGAUUUUAGAGAAGUUGUCAUGCCACACAAAGAUGGCACAGAGCAAAAGAGACUUGAAGAUGGUUCAAAUUAUACAUCACCUGUUCAAAACAUAAAUACAGGCUUCAAGACCAGACAAAAUCAAGAGGCUGGCCGUGUUGUCUCUGAUGAAUAUCAAGAUGACAAGUUUUUGAACAGCUAUGAUUAUUACAGGGAAGAUAGUUUGCCUUUCUCAGAUUCUUCAACUUCUGUCUUUGAUUCAGUGUUAAAGUCCAACCGAGACUCCACUACCUCAUCUAACUCGUUAACUUCAGUGACAACCAUGACAGAGCAUGGACCUGACACUGAAUGGACAUCACCCAACUCUGAGGAGAAAACAGCAGUCCCAGACUAUGAUUUAUUCACCAAUCCAUUUUCAUCACUCUAUGCUUCCUUUCAUACCACAGACUUCCUGUCUCCAGCUUCCAAUACAAUUGAUCAUGAAAUCUCCAUACCAGUCGACAGCAAUGAAGCCACCCAAGCAAAUAACUUGCCCAACCAAUUCCUUUUUGGGAGAGAUGCAGAUGUUGUCAGUGGUUCUCAUCUAAGUUGGGAUAUGUGUAGCAGUUCACAAUUAGCUUUUGGUGGAAAGGCAUCACAGCUGUGGGAUGUAAACUACCAGGGGAAGAAAAUACAUGAGUACCCAUGGAAACCAUUUCAGCACUUGGAUCAACUACAGGAAACUUCAACUGAGCCAAAUAUUAUACAAAGUGUUAACUUGACUGGUAACAAUCCAUCAGAUGAUGAUACAUCUCUUAACACUCUUAUCCCACAAAUAACUUUCUCCUUAAUUUGUGACGAAGAAGAAAGCGCUUUCAUGAAUAAUGAUAGUGACGAAGAAAAUGCAGAUCAUUGUUUGUUUUCCCGAGAUUGCAGAAAGGAUUUUGACAGGAGUUAUUCGAUGAAUGAACUUUCAUCUCUGAGGUCAAAAACAGAAUCUAUAAGUUCCAAUUCUCAGCUUUCCAAAAGCUUUGAACUUGUACCUUCGGAACAUUCAGCGUUUCAGGAUGUUAUACCAAAGAGAAUACAGCAUGCUGUAAGUGAACCAAAUCUACAACAAUACCAUCUGGACAGCAAUAAAAAUGAACCCAAGUUUCUAGAUGAAUGUUUGCCACACACACCGAAAAAGGAAACAGAUUCCACCAGCCCAAAAGAACAUUUAUUUUUCUCACCUAAAACUCAUUUCCAGCCGAUUCAGACACCUGUUGAGAAGAACAAUGAUACAAUCCCAGAUGCUUCCUCUUCAGACUUCCAUUUGCGAGAUCUUUUUGGAGGCUGUCCCAAAACAUCGAAAACACCCUACCAAAAGUUUCAAGAUGCUAGGUCAGACUCUAGUGAAGAAAGUUUCAUACCCAUGUUUAAACUGCGGAAAGAACAUGAUAAAUACAUUCAAACAAAUACUUCUAUUACAAAUCAACUAGAAGAACCAAACUUAGACGGUGAAGAAUAUGUUAAUAUUUGUAACAGAUGUGGGAAUGUCAUACAGGUCAGAAACUGGGGGCAUGAGGACAACAAGGAAUGUAUUUGUAUGGAGUUUUAUCAGAAUGCACUUGAGGACUUUGAUAUCUAUGGUUAUGUUGAUAGCUUAACUGUCUCUGAACAAAACACACCACAAAAUGUCCCCAAGGAUAUGAAAAAUGCUUGUACUGAUUCUGGUUAUGAAGAUUUUGACACAGGAGAUACAGGGUUUGAAGGUUCAAGAAAUGCUAGAUAUACAUUUUCAGGAGGACAUGUUCCUCCAGUUGCAAGUAUUCCUGCAGAUAACGCAUUCGAAUGUAUAACAGUAGAGAAGUCUUCUGGAGAGAAACAGAUAUUCAACAGGGAGGACGGCUGGGUUAUGUAUAAGGUUGAAGGAGGUUUAGGUCUGCAGUGCUUAAACGAGGCUCAUAUACGGAAAAAUUUGAAGUAUGCAAAGGCUGGGAAAGAGGAGGAGGAUGUUGAGGAGGAUGAAGUAGAGGAUGGUGAAGAAUUUCUUAUGCAUCAGGUAGAAGAAGAAUGGCUUCUAAAUGGGUAUUACUGUGAAGGGGAGCUCUCAGAUGACACAAACAACUUUGAAUACCCAGUCACACACAGUGUUUGGAGUACUGGGCAAGAUUCGAAGACCAGAGAAGAACAAAUUUUUAUAGAUCAACAAUUUUCUGAGAGAGAGGCUUGUAUUGAACCAUGCAUGAGAAAGCUAUCGCUGUCUAGUUAUUCAAUGAAUCCAUAUGCCUCUGAGAAUAGUAUGUGCAUAAGGGAUUUUGCUCAAGAAAUUGUGCAACCAAGAGAUGGGGAAUGCAUUCAGAAAGAUACAAGUAAAUUGGGUGAGGAUGAAGAAAAUAUGUCCAAUUUUCGGUUUGCUGAAAGGUUUCGUCCAACAGAGAACACCAACAUGACUUAUGGAGCAGCCAUUGAGGGAGAACAAGGUGCUCCCCGACUUCAAUCAAACCAGGAGGAUGAGGAUGUUGUAAAAGUGAAACUAGUUUUCCACCAGAGAGGGAAUGCACAUGUUAACUUUGGCAAUCAGGACAUGUACUCCAAUACAGAGCUACAGGAGAAUAUUGAUCCCCAGAUUUUUAUGCCGAUGCCAAGCCAAGCUGUCUUUUCCACAGAUCUGGAAGAGGAGUGGCUGAAAGGAAAACAUGAUGAAAAAGAUAUGACUUCGCUAUCUUCAUUGAAGGGAGCAGGUGGGAAAAAGAAACCUUGCAGCUUCUUCAUGGAGGGAAUCUGUCGACGGAUGGACUGUAAAUUUGCCCACGAUGUGUCCAAUAUCACCUGUCGGUUCUGGGAAGAGGGAGAUUGCUUCAAGGCUGAGAUGUGUCCUUUCUUGCAUGGAUAUUAUCCAAAAGUUAAAGGUGAAGCUUCAGGAAGGAAACCAAAGGGUUCAAAAUUUGAAUUCCAGGCUGAGGACUUCCCAGAUUUGAGAAAAGUCAUAAAGGAUGGUGAUUGCAAGUCCAAGACUGUGCAUGCCAAGAAAGUAGCAUAUUUUGAUGCAAAAGCAAGUAACAAAAGCAGCAAAAGAGCACAAACGAGGUCGGGAGAAAAAGGAAAAGCUGCUCUACAAAAGCCGCAGUGUGAGGGGAAAACCCGCUCACAAACGAACAUAAAAUGUACAGCCUUCCCCAGUAAGACUACCUCUAGCAGUGCUCCCAAAAAUAAACAGUGACUCUGUGUUUAUCUAGUCAUACUGCAAAGUAGAUGACUAUUUGCUUUGUUGUAAUUGGAAGCUUUCUUUGUGGUUUUUCAUGAAAACUGAAAGAUCACUGUUGUGGCCAUUUUUAAGUACUUGCCAAAAACAAAGCUUCUAAAUGCUGUCUUUUGUUGGUUCAUAUUAGAAUCUUUCGUUCUAACAAUGUUAUGUAGAUUAUAAAAUGUAUUCAUAUGUAUGUAUAUUCAUGAAAAAAAAAGCUAUUCAGUGUCUAGCCAGUGCACACAAUUACCUUGUGUCAUCAUGUGUUGCUUUUGCUCAGAUUAAUAACCAGUAUUUUAAAUUCAAAAUUUCUUUUGUUUUUUUUUUUUGUUUUUUUUUUUUUUUAUUGAAUUUUGGUGCUUUUCCAGAUAAAAUUUUUUAUUUGCUUUGAAAAUUGGCCACAUGUUUUUUUUAUUUCAAUUUUUACAAUGAAGAAAAAUAUUUUUGAAUGAAUGAACACUUACAUUGAUAAGUGUACAUAUCUAUUAAAAAAAUAAACACCAAAUAUUUACCAAUUAAUAACAAAAAUCAACAUCAGCACUUGCUUUGCAUACAUGUUAUGCUUCUUUGACUACUGUUCUCCCAAUAUUAUUGUUUAGUGCUGAGAGUAAAAAUCUAAUCAUCUUGUGUUUAUACAGAUUAAUAACAUUCCUUCUAUUCAAAAAGUCAUAUGACUGCCUCUUGCAAAACUGUUUUGUCUCCAAGAAAACAGAAUCAAUACUUAAAAGGUGAUUGGUAAAUGUUAUAUUACUGUUCACAAAUGUUAUAUUACUGUUCAACGAAGAUUAUCAACUGCUAUAUGCUCUGGUUAGAUAUGACUUGUGUGUACAUUUUGUUAUUGUAUAGAACUUCUGUGACUGUGUUUCAACUUAUUAUGGUUAAUGUAGGGGCUGCAGUGAAUACCACAGUAAUGUAAGUCUGUAGUUACCCUGAAAUAUUUACAUUACAUUAUUCACCAGUCUGGACACAAAGGUAACAAGUGAUGACUAUUAUUCAAAUUUGAUUGCAGCAUAGCACACAGUUGUGUCACAUGCAUGUUGAUAUAUCUUUUUGGGAUUUGACAUGUUAAUGAUACGUUAUAGUGAGAGAGCACCUGCAAUAGUAAAUCUAAAGUGGAAAGUGUAUAAAUGGCUGUUGUAAUUUUCAGUGAUGUAUUUGAUGUUUUGAGAGAAUGCUUUAUAGACGUACCAAAAAAGUACUUGGGAGAUGUACUCUAGUUGUAUAUAUUUUUACAGUCUUGAAAGAGAUGUUUGUAUAUAUGUGGUUGAUGUGGUGAUUGCUGUAUAAUUAAUCUAGCAUUGAAUAGUAAUAUACAGUAAUUUUUAAUGAAAAAUCUUUGCGGGGCACAAGGAAAGCCGUAAAUUUAGACUGAUCUUGUAAAGUUUAAAGUGUACUUGUUAGAUACACCAGAUGACAAUGACAAGUCUUUUUUUUAAUCAUCUGAAAGAUUGGAUGUUUGUAGAAAGCAAAAUCAGUAUUAAAAUGUUUGAACAAUUUCCUUGAUAACAAUUCAAAAACAGGUUGGGAUAGCAAGAAUAUGUGUUUCUUUUAAAAACAGGAGUUGGUCAGAAUCAAUCUGAUGUACAGAUUUUGAGAUCAUGUCUGAGAACCCAAAUCCCCCAAAGCAUAAAAAGAUAUAAUUAUAUAGUAUUAUGAUAAUAUAUAUUUUUCCUUUAUGAAAAGAGCACCUAAGUGUUGGCCUUUUUCUAUACAUUAAGUAUAGCACCAGUCCAAGCACUUUUAUAUAUAUGUUUGUGUAUAAACCUAAUGAGAUGAAAUGGUAGAAUAAUCUACUCUGCAAAUCCCUGCUACAUUUGUUUCCAAGGGGAAAUUUGCUUCCAAUUCCACUAUUUUUAAACAGAAAUGAAACUAGUCAUGAUAACUGUAUUGGAAAUGUCUGCUUGGUUGUAUUUCAGUGAACUUUAUUCUCUUAACAUAAUUAAUUCCAAAUGACCAUGACAGAGAAGUGUCGGAGACAUUUUACAGGUUAUGUGUCCCGACAUUUAACAAAGAUUUUAUCACUUGUGUGUUAAUGACAUUAAUGACUUGAAUACUGAAUGGAAAUGAUUAGCGAAUGGUCUUAUAGAAAAUGAAUAAGUUAUAAACUUGAAUGUCAUCACUGGAAUAUUGCCAAGCUGCAAGCAAUUUCAUUGUCGAGUAAACCAUUGAACAGGGGAUACCAUACUUUUGUUGCCAAGAAAAAAUAUUAUUUUACAUAGGUUAUGAACUUAUGAUAUGGUAUUAUUUCGAAAUGCAUUAGAAAUGGUUAAUAUUUUUUCACAGAACUAAAAUAAGAUAUUUAUACAUGUUCAAUCUGUGUGCUGAAUUUUUUUUUUUAUCUAUCAAACUAACAUACAGGAAAUGAUCCUGUAUACUUUUGGAUCGGUUUUUAUGCCUAAGAUGAAUAUUUACAGAUCUAAUGCAAAAUACUUUUUCUGUCCAGAUGAUUUGAUUUGGCAACAUGAUAUUGUUUACUCGACAAUGAACUUGCUAAUGUAUUAAGUAAAAGACAUUUCUGUAUUGCAGAUUAUGUAGGCUUCUGCUAGGAAAAGAUACUGGAAAAAUUGUGAUAAUCUAAUGAUGAAUAAUAGUGUUAUAUAUAAUGUAAAUGUGUAAACUUUGUAAUCGUGUGUGAUAAAAAUUUUGAAUGCAUGUUGUGAAUAUAUUAAGAGGAUAUCUAGUGAGGAAUGUUUAUUACAAAAUACAUUAAUUGGUUUCAAAGAGUCGACAUAAAAGUUUAGAAGGGGCAAGGUAAAAUAUAAAGUAAUUGUUAUUCACAAAUCACUUUUAUUGCUCAAAUGACCAGAAAUUUUAAAAAGAAGAUAAUGAUCAUCACAUGAAAAGUUACUCCACACCACAAAAACUUCAAUAGUGAUGUAACACUACACCAUAUUUUGUUACCCCACGCCACAAAAACUUCAAUAGUGAUUUAACACUUCACUGUAUUUUACUUUUAUUUAACUGGGAGAGAUGUAUCCAAGAAAGUAAUGAGAGAAAUAUAUAUAUAUGGUUGUAUGCAUGAGAGAACUUUUUAUGUAAAUUAUUAAAUGAUUAUGGAUGGAAAGAGUGUUAAAAUGUUCAAAUAAUAUGAAUUGAUAGAUGAUGCUCCAUAAUCUGUGCUGCAAUGGAAUUAGGGAUGUAGUUAUCCUGAUAAUCCAUAGAGGAACAAAUGAAGUGUUUACACAUUAAGCUAUUUAAUUGUUGUCACUCAUUACAAGUGAUAAACAAAUUAAAUCAAAUGUAAAAAUAACAGAUGUUCAGAGAUAUUUUCCCUGAUCAAUUAAAAAUUUCUUGUUAAUCACUUGCAACUUGUUACCUCCAUAUUCCUUAUAACGAAAAAAAUAAAAAAACAAGAUAAUUUAAUGGGGAAAAAAAUCUUUAAAAAAAAGUGCUAGAACUUUUUGUGACUCUGCAACAUGGUCAUACAGUACUUAUUUAUAUUGUCUGUUUUUAUAGAAUUGUUAGUCUGCCACACAUUUAAUGGGGCAGAUUAUGUUUGAACAAAAACUUGAGGUUUAAUGAACUAAUAAAUGGCCAUGUGUAAAGAUGAAUAUCCAGUUUGAAGGCUAGCAAAUGAAACAUUUUAUUGGUAGAUAUAUUUGGGAAAUUGAAUUCUUUCUUUCAUGUAUUUCAGAUUCGUGAAAAUGUAUGCAUCUGAUAUGCGAUGUAGAAAAUUAAGAAAAAUGACAUUUUGUGUCUUUUAUCUGUUAGUUUCAGUGUUUUUUGUUUGUUUGUUUUCUGAUAUGAUAAAGUUUGACAUAACUGGAGAUUAAAUAGUUUCCAAAGUUACAAAAUAAUAAGUCUCCUAGAUUAAAAGAAACAAUAUAAAUGAGUCAGGAAGGGAAGCCUUUUGAAUUAUCCGAAAUCCUGAUUAAGAUAAAUCAUAUUGAUAUCAAUUAAUAGUCAGAAGUGUUAAGUUUGUUAAAUGUUGUGUUUUCUGUGAAAGACAACUUGUUGUUCAUGUUUACUGUUAUUUAUAUAUUGUAUAGAUAUAAAUGGUGUACUUUUUCAAGUGUUACCAAAAGAAUGGCUACAGUGUUUUCGAAAGAGAAAAAAAAUGUUCUUUUGAAUUUUCAACGUGACUUUCCUUUCGUGACUCAAGAUUAGUAUUGUGUCGCUAACAAAGUUUUCCUGUGACAAAAGCAAUAAUUUUUGGGAAUAGAGGGAAUAUAAUUAAUGUUUUGUCACAGUAUUCAAUAUUUUGAACAUUUUAUGCAGCCUUGUGUCGAUUGCAAAUCUAAAUCAAAGAUGAUGUAAUGUAUUUUAAGUUAUAAGAAAAGUCUUAUGACUGAGAAAAUAGAUGAUUGAACAUGAUAUAUGAAAUAUUGUAUACAUAGAAACUUACAGGAAGAGAAACUUCCACUCUCUCACAAACGAUACUUUUCGUCCCAUUUAAAUUUCUCCUGGAGAUGUAUAAACUAGGGAGUUAAAAACUUUUGCAACAUUGUCAACUCAAGUGAGUUUGCCCAGGUCUUGUUGGGCAAAAGUGGCCGAAGUUAUAAGGGGAGAAUGGUAUAUAUAAUAAUAUCAUACUUCUAUAUAGAAAAUUAUAUGAUGUUGCAAUACAUUUCAAACAUUUUUAUAUUACAUGUACUGACAUUGAAAAUCAUCUAACAUACCUUCCUAAUAUUUGAAGUCUUGCCUCACAAAGGUAAAUUUAAACUAUGGAGAGAAUGCUCCAUUUAUUUAUUUUAUUUUGUUUUUUGUUUUUUGUUUGUUCUUUUUUUUUAAGAAAAUAAGCAUGAUUCAAAUAAGGAUCUUCCAAUGGAAGAAACAAUGGAUAAGAGACAGUACGUAAUAUGAGUGCAGAAGAAGUACGAAGAAAGUCAUACAAACUCAUUCACAUCCCAGAGAUACGUUUUAUUGUCGUCAGGAAGAAAGGAAUAGACCCAUACUUAAUGUACAACAAUGGCACUUGUUUUGUUUGUGAAGGUUCUUGUUUCUUUUUUCUUACUUUUUUUUUCAUGGUAUUUAUAAUACUCAUUAUUUUCGUCAUUUUGUACAGAUUAUCGUUGCCUAGUCUUUUCAUUUGCCUUGUUUUUGAAUCUGAUGUUCAGCUGAAGCUGUAUUUUUGUGAUUUGCCACAUGUAUCUCAGUCUUGAUAUAAACAUGUUAAGGGCCUCCAGUGUCGUCAGCUGUUGUCUAAUAAGACAUUGUAAACUGUUAGUUGUAUUAUUUUUCUAUUUAUGUUAGAUCUUUGCACAUUUGUUUUAAGCAUAACAUGUUGAUUAUCUGGCAAAAUGUCAUAGUUCCCCAUUUGUAAGAGUUUUUUUUUAUUGUCGCCUAGAUUUUUAGAAUUCCCCCAUUGUUUCUACUAAAUAUUGCCUAUACCACACAAUGUAUCAUCUGAAUAAUAAAUGUAUACAUGUUUGUAAUAUUCACAAAGUUUGAAGCAAUACAUAAGCAGAUUGUAUUGAUCUUUUUUACAUCAAGGUAACAAUUUGGAGCAGUUCCUUUUAUUUCAUCAUAAUAUUGGUAUGUAUUUAAUCUUUCAGGUAACAUAUCCUUCAUUUUUUUCCAUUGAUAUCAAGUUUAACAUUGUUUUUGCAAUGUUUUUGCAAAUAUACAUUCAAACUUUAUUUUUCAUGAUUUUUUUCCCAUAGUAUAUUAGGAAUAUUGUGAUCCUUCUUGAUAAAUAUGCAGAGCAUAGGUUUCAACGUUUAAUCCACCAUAUAUAGAAAAACGUGAAAUAAAUUAACAUCCUGUCAGAGAGUAAGUUAUGUUUACUUCUCGUAUUCAAUUCUUUGUACUUAGUCUGUGCUAGUUAAUAACUAAAAAAAUUUGUGUGAAGACUUGUGUUUUAAGACAGUUCUUACCUACAAGUGUCAAUUUUCUUGUUGAGAAACAUAGGGAUUUCAUUAUUUUCUGGAUAAAUAUAUUAAAUGAAAUUGAGGGGAGAAAAAUAAACUGUGUUUAAGGAAAAGGAUAGGACUUCUAACAACACAGAAUCUCAAAAUUAGUUUUUUAUUUACUUAAUGAUUGAAGUAUAUUGAUAACCUAUCUGACAGGUCAUCUACUAGUAUAACAGACAUGUGUUAUCGAGUGUCUUACUAAUAUUUGUAGAUUCAAAUGUUUGCAGAAUAAUAUCACUGUUUAUAUAUACGUGUGUAUAUGAUUUUCUAUAAAAAGUAUGAAAAAAAAAUAUUUAAAAGAAUGAGAGUUCUGUGAAUCACGUAUCAUUGUGAGAAAGUGAAUUUGUUGACUGAAUAUUUCUUGGAAAGCCCCUCAUCAGAAAUAAGCUGAUUUAGUGGGCUAUUCAAUCACCAACAACAGGCUGAAGAAAAUGCCUGUUUUCUGUAUCGUUUGUUUUGUAUUUAAUUUCUCGUGUUUGUCGUAUAGGUCUGUGUUUGUCAUCAUAUGGGGUUAUACAUUUCUUGUUUAGAUUUUAAUUCCAUGUGAUCUGAACAUCUGCAUUGUGUCGCGGUGACAAAAACAAAACUAAAAAACCCACUUUGAAGCUGAAAAUCUGAUAAAUUUCAAAAUAAAAAUUGUCUUGUUUGGCAGAGAAAACUGUUUUCUUUGCACAAAAUACAAAACAAUAAAUAUUAAGUGCUACUUUUAUUUAUCAAAAUUAAUAUAUUUUUGAAACUAAAAAUUCUGCAAAUUUUUGGCUGAAUUGUUAUUGCUUACAAAAAGCAAUGUUGAAAUCGGUGAAAUAUUAAUGAUGGAAUCACUAUAUAUUUUUUUUUAUGCCAUCUAUAAUUCAAUCAACCCUGGUUUCUAUGUGAAAACACAUGUUCAUCAAAAGUGUUUUAAUGUACAUGUUUUUUGUUUGAAAUUUAAAAUGUUAUGAUAUCUAUGUGCUGUGUACAUCAUUUCAAGAAUGGUUAGAUUGCAAGUGUGUUAUGACAAUAAAAUCAUCUAUAAAGUCUUCAUUUAAAGAAGAUACACAUUUAUGUCAAGUUUUCUGGAUAAUUCCCUGCAAAUUUCAGUUGAAGGUAUGAAAUUUAGCAGUAUUUUUGUUGAUUGAAUAUUCUUUUAUUUUGCAAAAGUAAAUGAAUACGAGAUGGAAAAAAAUCACACAUCACACAUAUGCAAUAUAUUUGUUAAUGCAUAUGUGUAACAAUUAGAAGGAAUUUUUUUAAUUUGUGCAUGUGUGACAAAAAAAAUUAAAAUAAAACUAACUUCAUUGAAGUUAUUCACAGUAGUAGAUGAAGACAAAGUAGCAAUAAAAAGGUUGCCUAACAAUAAGGCCUGCUGGUAUACAUAAUUAUUCCAGAGAUGGUCAAUAAGGCCUACUGGUAUACAUAAUUAUUCCGGAGAUGGUCAAUAAGCAGGUAUUCAUUCGUAUGAAAACCGCAGUCGUUUUAGACUAGUGGUGAUCUGUAAUAUUUCCGAGAUAACCACUUAUAAGAGAUUGAUGUGAAACUUGGUUAGCGUUUUAUGUAAUAAUUAGACUACUCUAACCAGUACAAUAAGGCGUAAGUAUGUGGUUCAGGUUGGUGUUGUCCAGUAUAUGGACGAAGUGUUGUUGUUAGUGAAAACAUCACCUGUCAGAGACAAUAAAAGACUUCCAAACACCUCUGUUGCACCUUUGUGUGGCAGAAUGUGUGAUUGGCUGGUAUGAUAUUGUCAGAAUAAAGGAAGAAGUGAA
Messenger RNA from Pecten maximus, 12946 nucleotides. RefSeq lists its product as uncharacterized. Lineage: Eukaryota; Metazoa; Mollusca; Bivalvia; Pectinida; Pectinidae. Gene Ontology annotation, molecular function: metal ion binding. The record is from RefSeq and is a predicted model, not a curated record. The transcript has 9 exons. Bases 430 to 5328 code for a protein of 1632 amino acids.